Pimephales promelas (fathead minnow) is the source of this 1449-nucleotide messenger RNA. RefSeq names its product trafficking protein particle complex subunit 6B, like (gene trappc6bl). Gene Ontology annotation, biological process: regulation of GTPase activity; endoplasmic reticulum to Golgi vesicle-mediated transport. NCBI's taxonomy places the organism in Eukaryota, Metazoa, Chordata, Actinopteri, Cypriniformes, Leuciscidae. Gene Ontology annotation, cellular component: TRAPP complex; trans-Golgi network; cis-Golgi network. The record is from RefSeq and is a predicted model, not a curated record.
GUUAGUAGUAUCAGCAACACUACACUGAAGAACUGAAGACGGAGUUUGUGUAUCUGAGGGGGUUUUCAUAAAUGUAUUUUUAUUUGAUUACUGAAGAUACGUGCAAGGAAUAUGGCAGAUGACGCUCUGUUUGAAUUCCUCCAUAUGGAGAUUGUUUCUCACGUGUACAAGGAGCAUGCGACCCGGGAGGACAUUGAUAGGGAGAGAGUGACGUGUGUAUCUACACUAGAGGCAAUGGGCUUCAGAGUUGGACAAGGACUGAUUGAAAGGUUUACAAAAGACUGCCCCAGUUUCAAAGAUGACCUGGACGUGAUGAAGUUCCUCUGUAAAGAAUUCUGGAGCACCGUCUUCAAAAAACAAAUCGACAACUUGAGGACUAACCAUCAGGGCACAUAUGUCUUACAGGAUAAUAAAUUUUCACUACUUACUCAGUUUUCCAGUGGAAAGCAAUACCUUGAGGAGGCCCCAAAAUACUUGGCCUUUUCCUGUGGGAUGAUUCGGGGCGCUCUCUCUAACCUGGGCUUGGAGGGUGUAGUGACUGCGGAGGUCUCUUUAAUGCCAUCAUGUAAAUUCCAAGUUGUUAUUCAGAAACUCUAGGAUGGACUGAUGAGCUAUGAACACGAAUGUUUCUUCAUUUAAAACUGUCAAUGUGAAUUAGAUGGACAGAUUUUUCAUGUUUACAACAUUAUUUUUGAUAUAAAGCAGUUUCAAGUUAUAUUUCAGUGAGACAGUUCCCACGCAUUUCUAUACAUACAGUCUUGACGUGUUUGGAAAUAUUCUGAAUACUUUAACACUUCUUAUUGCAAACUAAAUUACUGGAACAGAUAAUCAUGGAAGCGUAUUUUCAUAAAUGUGACAUUUUGUAACUUCUGAAUUAUUGCACAUUAUACUGUAUGUCAGAUUCAGGUCACUUUACAUAUUUUGGCCAUUUUACUUCGGUAAAGUAAACUUAGAUGUAAAAAUGCUAGAUGCUUUUCUACUGUUUUAUUGUAAAUGUAAAUUAUUUCUCCAUAUUUGGGACGGUUUUCUCAAACAAGCGAUCUAAAUCUGUUUUAGUAAUGACACAUCUGAUUAUUUAUUUGAAGAAAAACGGCUCUUUUUAAGUUUAGAAAUAUGUUUAAUGUUUGGGAAUGUUACAGUUAAAUUGUAUCUUACUAGUGAAGUAAAAAAAACAAAAACAGAUUUUUGAUUUCACCAGAAGAGGGCAACCUUUGUCAGUCAGAUGAAUGUCAUAUAGCAUGAAAGCUCAAACAUAUUUCAUCAUAAAAGUUUAAUUUGAAUGAUCUUGCAAAAGCUUCUUGCACUUAAGUUAGUUUGAGGACUCUUUACAGCUGGUGUUCCAGUUAACCCAAGUUGUGUGUUUAAAAGUCGGUACAGUCUUUCUGUUUACCAUCCUUGCACAAUUCUGGAUGAAUUUAUAAGCAUUCAAAUAAAUGAUGGAUAAAAAAA